UCCUGAUCGGAAGAUGAUCAGCGUCGCACGAGCUGUGCUCUAGCUGAUGCAAUGGGGCUGCUUCUGCUGGAGAGCCGCUGAAAGAAUUGGGGAUUCCGCGGACAGAAUUCUCCAAGCUUGCGGUUUUGAAGUUUCUGGAUAAAACAUUAUGAAACGCACUUUAAAUUAAAAAUACAAGACUUUCCACACUCCUUAAAAUGGCAAAUAUUCCAAAUGAAAGCUUUUGCUCUUUUAAGCCACUUGAACUGUUUGAACAAAUAGCAGCACAAGGAGAAAAAGUCAGAUCACUGAAAUCCAAGAAAGCAUCAAAGGAUGAAAUUGAUGUUGCAGUUAAGUUGUUGCUGUCAUUAAAAGUAACCUAUAAAACAGCAACAGGUCAAGAAUAUAAAGCAGAUUCUCCUCCAACAGAUUUCACUCCAGUCAGUAAUAGUCCAGACAAUGCUGAAGAGGAUGAUUUUGUGGAUCCCUGGACAGUGCAGACAUCCAAUGCAAAAGGAGUGGAUUAUGAUAAACUUAUAGUUCGAUUUGGCAGUAGCAAAAUUGAUAAAGACCUCAUCAAUAGAAUAGAGAGAAUUACAGCACAUAAACCACAUCAUUUUCUACGGCGAGGUAUUUUCUUUUCUCAUAGAGAUAUGAACCAAAUUCUUGAUGCCUAUGAACAGAAGAAGCCAUUUUACCUUUACACAGGCAGAGGUCCCUCAUCUGAGACAAUGCAUGUUGGCCACCUUAUCCCAUUUAUGUUUACAAAGUGGUUACAAGAAACAUUUAAUGUUCCAUUAAUCAUACAAAUGACUGAUGAUGAGAAAUAUUUGUGGAAAGAUCUGACCAUUGAAAAAGCUUACCAGUAUGCUAUAGAAAACAUCAAGGACAUAAUAGCCUGUGGAUUUGACAUUAAUAAAACUUUUAUCUUUUCUGAUUUCUCUUAUAUGGGGACAAGUGUUGGCUUCUAUGAAAAUAUUGUUAAAGUUCAAAAGCAUGUGACAUUUAACCAAGUGAAAGGAAUCUUCGGUUUUACAGAUAGUGACUGCAUAGGAAAGAUAAGUUUUCCUGCUAUUCAAGCAGCUCCAUCCUUUAGCUCAUCAUUUCCAGAGAUCUUCAACAAUAGGAAGGAUAUCCAGUGUUUGAUCCCAUGUGCAAUUGAUCAGGAUCCCUAUUUUAGAAUGACAAGAGAUGUAGCUCCUCGGAUUGGCUAUCCCAAGCCAGCAUUACUGCAUUCUGUCUUCUUCCCAGCCUUGCAGGGAGCACAAACAAAAAUGAGUGCUAGUGAUCCUAACUCUUCCAUCUUUCUCACUGAUACACCCAAGCAAAUCAAAACAAAGAUUAAUAAACAUGCUUUCUCUGGUGGCAAAGACACUGUUGAAGAGCAUAGGCAGUAUGGUGGCAACUGUGAUGUAGAUGUGUCUUAUAUGUACCUCACCUUCUUCCUUGAAGAUGAUGACAGAUUAGAACAAAUUAAGCAGGCUUACACAAGUGGAGCCCUGCUGACAGGAGAACUCAAGAAGGUGUUGAUUGAAACACUUCAGCCCUUGAUUGCAGCUCACCAGCAAAGGCGAAAGCAGAUCACUGAUGAAAUGGUGAAGGAAUUCAUGACCCCACGGAAGCUGGCAUUUGACUACUAAUUCUACAAUUGCAUGUUAAUUUAUCAGCACAUAAAGAUCACAUGUUAUUGUA
Messenger RNA from Protobothrops mucrosquamatus (brown spotted pit viper), 1671 nucleotides. It is a transcript of the gene WARS1, whose product is annotated as tryptophanyl-tRNA synthetase. The transcript has 11 exons. Gene Ontology annotation, biological process: tryptophanyl-tRNA aminoacylation. Bases 198 to 1619 code for a protein of 473 amino acids. Gene Ontology annotation, cellular component: cytoplasm. Lineage: Eukaryota; Metazoa; Chordata; Lepidosauria; Squamata; Viperidae. Gene Ontology annotation, molecular function: tryptophan-tRNA ligase activity; ATP binding. The record is from RefSeq and is a predicted model, not a curated record.